AUGAAGCUCUUCUCUUUGCUGUUGUCAUCGACGGGCACCGCGCGGCGGACCGCGCAUGACCCAGCUUGCUGGGAGGGCUUCCAGUACGAGGAGUGUUGCGGACCCUGGUUUGGGCCAUAUGGCAAUGCAAGCUGUUGGGACCAGACCUUCACUCCACAAAGAUGUUGCGGGGAGGAGUAUGCUGAGAAAACGCUUCAUAAGGAGCCUUGCCAGUGCUGCAACCGGACUCAUGAGCUUGCAAUCCCGAAGUUCUGGUCGAUUUCUGCCAGCGCCCAGAAGGAAGGGGUGCCCAUUUUCUUUGACGCUCUGACUCCCUGGGCGGAGUGGCUUCGGAAGGUUUAUCCCAAAUGGGAGCCGGACACCUUUGAAGUCUUUCGGCGCAUGGUCCCUGGGAGAUAUGUUUUAGACAUUGGCGCAUGGAUAGGUCCAACGGUUCUGUGGUCAGCGAACUUUGCCAAACAUGUCUUUGCCGUAGAGCCUGCCCCGACGGCCUAUUGCCAGCUGGUUGCCAACCUCAACUCAAAUCCAUUGUUCAUAUCAAGUCGGGUCUCUGCGGUUCAUGCAGCCUUGCAUAGGAGCAACAUGGAGAUGCAGAUUGAAAACUCUGGCGACUCGGAGGACAAGCUUCACUUGGGGCCUCCCCGACCCCGCCGGCACCGCCGGCAUCGUCGGAAGCUGGGUCAUGUGAAGGCGCGGACAAUUGAAGACCUGCAAGACGAGAUGCCGGGUAUCCGCGAGGUCUCGUUCGUAAAGAUUGACACAGAGGGACAUGAAGAAGUCAUCGUGCCUGCUCUGGAGUCCUUCUUCCGGCAAAAACGGCCGACGGUCUUGGUGUCUUUGCAUCCCAUGUUUCUUGGACACCGACGAGUGCAGAAAGUCGUCCAGCUUCUACAGCGGAUCUUCCCGUACCUUUACGAGGAGAAGCUAUUUUGGCGGAUCCCACAACGGGACGGAUUGUUUGGCGACCUGGGAGCCUCUUUGAAAGCGGAGGAAAAACGACACCGAUGCUAUUUUUGGCGUGUCGCACUCGUGGGACGGAGCGGAGAAGAAGACGCGCUGGUGGAACGGGGCGCGACCGGAGAGCACGGUGGAGAUUGCGGUGCUUCAACCGCGGCUUUGGGGCGGGUGAAGCCUCAUGCACUCUACCGCAUCAGUUUGCAGUGGAACGAAGAGCUCCGGAAGAAGAGGACAGCACAGAUGGUACAGAUGGCACAGAUGGAGACUCCGUUGGCACGGCGGAUGCGGCAGAACAUUCGCUUUUUGGCAGAUGACGCAUUGAAAGGUCGCAAGCCCGGUACCUUUGGAGAAGAGGUCGCUGCAGCCUUCGUGGCCAGCGAAAUGGAGGAGAUCGGGUGCCUUCCCGCAGGCGAGGAUGGCACGUAUUUUCAAACAGUGAAGAUGGUUGGCUUGACUGUGAAAGAAGAGACCUCAAGGCUUGGUUUCAAGGUGAAGGACUUUCAAAUCACGGGGACAUUUGGUGAUGAUUAUGUCCAUUCCAUGGAUCCAACGGACUGUGGCGAGAGCGAGAUCCUGUCAUCGCUGGAAAGCGACCUUGUCUUUGUGGGGCAUGGCGUCAAGGCGCCAGAACUGAGUUGGGAUGACUUUAAGGAGCAAAGCAUGGUUGGCAAAGUCAUUCUGGUUUUGGUCAACCAACCACAAGUUCCGCCCUUCCCAAGUGAUGAUAUGCUAUACUAUGGCCGCUGGUCCUAUAAGCUUGAAGAGGCAAGACGGCGAGGGGCAGCCGGGUGUUUGAUCAUCCAUUUUAGUGAAGAAUUUGCUGGUUAUCCCUGGAGUGUUACACAGACUGGCUACAAAGGAGAGAAAGUCUCCUUGGAGAAGGAACAGGUGAAUCCAUUGAUGCUGCAGGGCUGGUUGAGCCAAAGGAUGGGAGAAAAACUGGCGGAGGCCUUUGGUGGCACUCUGCAGAGCUGGUGCACAGAGGCCAGCAAGUCCGACUUCCAGCCCUUCACUGUGGGCCGCAUCUCUCAUGAGGUGGAAUAUCAGCUCCGACGCUUCCAGGGCCGGAACGUGCUCGGGCUCAUCUCUGGCAAUGUGGCCCCUCGCGAGGUGGUGGUCAUUGCUGGGCACCAUGACCACCUGGGAGAACAAGGCAAUGAAAUCUAUAACGGAGCGGUGGACAACUGCACUGGCGUGGCGAUGAUGCUGGCGACGGCGCGCCUCUUGAAGGACAUCUCCUUGGGCCGCUCCGUGCUUUUCAUGGCGCCCACCGCAGAGGAGUGUGGCAUGCUGGGCUCCGAGUUUUAUGCUCAACAUCCGCUGGUGGGCGGGCAGCUGAUCCAGCCAAUUGCGGCCUUCGCGUUUGAUGUGGGAAACGUGUGGGGCAAGACGGCGGAUCUGGCCAUUUUGGGCUUUGGCAAAAGCACCUUGGACCCAUUGCUGAUGGAAGCGGCUGAGAGCCAAAAGCUACGGAUCAUCCCUGACCAGCAACCAAAGAUGGGGCUCUUCUAUCGUAGUGACCACUGGAGCUUUGUACGUCAUGGAGUGCCGGGGUGCUGGUUCUUCUUUGGGCAUGAUUUUAUUGGCCGGCCAGCCACUUAUUAUGAGGAGGUGAUUGGUCGAUAUAUCAAGACGGAAUAUUAUAAGCCCGCGGACACCUACAAGGAGCACUGGAGUAUGGAGGGGCUACUGUCCCAAGUGGAAUAUACUGUGGCAGUGGUGAAGUUGCUAAGCUCCCGAACCGAUUUUUAUCCCAAGAUCCUUGAACAGGCGCCGCCGGACACUCCGCCUGUGCCAAGUCCGGACAACUCUUGGAGGAUGCAGCCCUUUGAGAUGGUGCCCCUGCGCAAGGGGGAGCUCUACGAAUCCACCGUGAGGAUCGGCAUCCAGGACCUCGAAGAGUUCCAAUUCCUGCGCGAUGCGGACGUGCUGCAGGCCAUCUAUCCAGCCGAGAAGGGCGGUAGCCAUGCAGUUCCGGUCUGUGGUCCCGAUUCCUUGGGACGCGGGAAGUUCUGGCGCCUCGCAGGGCAGAGUGGCCAAGCCUGGCGGAUCCAACUGCAGGCGACGACGGAAAGAAGCAGUUGUUGGAGCGGCGGGAGCGGCGGGAGCAGUUGCGGCGGGAGGGUGUCCUGUGUUCGACAGGUUUGGAUGGAAAGGACAUCAUAUAUAACAGUUAGAAUGGGCCUUGCCCAUCUUCCAACGCUGAACCCUGAACCCUCACAACCCCAAACAUACACACAUCCCCUCAAAAAAAACAUCAACAAAAUCAUCAACAUAACCCAUAACAAAAAUAUCACAAUCAAUAAUCAUAACAAUCAACCAUAA
Molecule: messenger RNA, 3282 nt
Organism: Durusdinium trenchii
Lineage: Eukaryota; Dinophyceae; Suessiales; Symbiodiniaceae
Source: the annotation of a GenBank genome assembly